ACGAGACCACAAAUUCAAGAUGGCGGCGCCAAUGUUGAAGGAUAAAGGUAGCCUGCAGUUUGAAGACAAGUGGGACAGCAUGCGGCCCACUGUCCUGAAGCUGUUACGGCAGGAACCAGUCACCAGGGCUGAGUGGCAGGACCUGUUCUGGGAUGUUCACUCGGUGUGUCUGUGGGAUGAUAAGGGACCAGGAAAGGUUCACAAGGCCCUACAGGAUGACAUCCUGGAGUUCAUCAAACAAGCGCAGCAGCGAACUUUGACCCAUCAGGACGACACGGCUUUACUGAAAGCGUACAUCGCAGAGUGGCGGAAGUUCUUCACGCAGUGUUCAUACCUGCCCAAGCCGUUCGGCCAGCUAGAGACGUCCCUCGCUGGCAAGACGGUCAGCAGUGUGCAGAAAAAGAACAGUCCGGAGGACAGCAUUGUUAGGAAGCUGAUGUUGGACAGCUGGAAUCAGAGCAUCUUCUCCAACAUCAAACAGCGUCUCCAGGACAGCGCCAUGAAGCUGGUGCACUCUGAGAGGAUGGGGGAGGCCUUUGACUCACAACUGGUCAUCGGGGUUAGGGAAUCAUAUGUCAACCUAUGUUCAGAUCCUGAGGACAAGUUAAAGAUAUACAAGGAAAAUUUCGAGGCUGCGUACAUAGAAGCAACGGAAGCCUUCUACAAGGCACAGGCACCCCAAUACCUGGCAGACAACGGGGUCCAGAACUACAUGAAAUAUGCUGAUAUGAAACUAAAGGAGGAAGAACAGCGGGCCAUGAGAUACCUGGAAACUAGGAAGGGCUGUGACUCUGUGCAAAAGAAAAGCCUCCAUAUAGGACAGAUAGCAAGCCAGCAGUUUCAGCUUACAGAAUGCUGUGUUCACGUACUAGUAACUGCCUUCAAAGAGACCAUCCUUGCUGAGUGCUCUGUUAUGAUCAAGAGAAAUGAAACAGACAAGCUGCUGCUAAUGUUCCAGCUGUUAGACCGGGUGCCAGACGGCAUCAACCCCAUGCUGAGGGACCUGGAGGAGCACAUCAAGAACCAGGGCCUGGCUGACAUGGUGGCUGCUGCGGAGACUAUCACUUCUGAUUCUGAGAAGUAUGUUGAACAGCUGCUGUCCCUGUUUAACAUCUUUAGUAUGCUAGUCAAGAAAGCCUUCAGUGAUGACCCCAGAUUUCUCACCUCUAGGGACAAGGCCUACAAGCAUGUAGUGAAUGAUACAACUGUAUUUAGGUUAGAGCUUCCCUCUAAACAAAAAGGUGUAGCAAAGACGCAGCCAGAAUCCAAAUGUCCAGAGCUGUUAGCCAACUACUGCGACAUGCUGCUGAGAAAGACUCCUCUGAGCAAGAAACUCACAUCCGACGAAAUAGACGCAAGACUUAAAGAUGUGUUACUAGUGCUGAAGUACGUACAGAACAAGGAUGUGUUUAUGAGGUACCACAAGGCCCACCUGACCCGUAGGCUCAUCCUAGACAGCUCUGCCGACAGUGAGAAGGAAGAAAACAUGGUGGAGUGGCUCAGGGAAGUAGGCAUGCCAGCAGACUAUGUCAACAAACUAGCCAGGAUGUUCCAGGACAUCAAAGUCAGUGAAGACCUCAACAGUCAGUUUAAGGAAGCUAUCCGGGACAAGGGGCACGGGUCUAUAGCAGAUUGUGUAAAUAUCAAGGUACUGAACGCGGGUGCCUGGGCACGUAGUUCGGAGCGAGUGUUCGUGUCCCUGCCCAUGGAGCUGGAAGACUACAUCCCUGAGGUGGAGGAGUACUACAGGAAGACUCACAGCGGCAGGAAACUGCAGUGGCAUCAUCUCAUGUCUAAUGGCAUUAUAACCUUCAAAAACAAAGUAGGACAGUACGACCUUGAGGUCACGACCUUUCAGAUGGCGGUCCUGUUCUCCUGGAACCAGAGGCCCCUAGAGAGAAUACCGCUGGAAAACCUGAGGUUAGCCACGGAGCUUCCCGAUACAGAGCUUAGGAGAACUCUAUGGUCUUUAGUGGCCUUCCCUAAGAUUAAGAGACAGGUCCUGGUGUAUGAACCUGAAGCUCAGUCACCUAAAGACUUCCAGGAGGGCACAGUCUUCUGGGUCAACCAGGAGUUUGGCCUCAUUAAAAAUGGGAAACUCCAGAAGAGAGGGAAGAUAAACCUGAUUGGUAGACUGCAGCUGUCCACAGAGAGAACACGGGAGGAAGACAACGAAGGUAUCAUACAGCUCAGGAUACUCAGGACACAGGAAGCUAUAGUGAAGAUUAUGAAGAUGAGGAAGCGGAUCUCCAACGCCCAGCUCCAGACUGAGCUAGUGGAGAUUCUUAAGAACAUGUUCAUCCCAUCUAAGAAGAUGAUCAAGGAACAGAUUGAGUGGCUCAUCGAACACAAGUACAUGAGGAGAGAUGAGGACAACAUCAACAUGUUUAUUUACAUGGCAUAAGGCUUGGUAUAUGGGAAGCUGCAACACAACAUAUCUGGAACUGUAGACUUGAGCAAACUCCCCUCCCCUGCAACAUGGACCCUCCCAAAACCACAAUCUAGUAUUCUUAAUCUGAAGGUCGUACCAUUUGGAAGAACUUUGAAGGUAGAUCUCACAUAAAACAUAAUUUUCAAUAUGUCCCAGUUUUCCUAGUUUCUAAGAACUUGCCAAACCAAGUGUUUUUUUUUAACAUUACUUAUGCUCAAGAACUUAAAAAUGUCAUGCCAGCUUGUGAUUCAGUGUUUUUAUAAAACAAACAGGCAAACAUACAGUUUUUAUAAUGGAGGCAAUUUGCAGUACAAAUCUCUUCAAAAUUGGUGAUACGUUUCUGUACAUUUGAAGUGUCCAUUGUUUAAAAGUAGGAACCCGUACCAAAAAGAAGUGAAUGUUUUUCUGUGUUGACCAAGCAACAUAGACUUAAAACACACCAUUUAAUGGUGACACUAAGAGUUGCCCCCCUCCCCCAUCCAUAAAGUCCCUUUGUAUUUAUAUAUCAACUAGUGUAUUGUGCAAUGGCCUGUAUUUGUUUAUAAAACAUAUUGAGCUGUUUAUUUUUUGGUUCAUAAUAGGCAUCGCUCAAGUUCUCUUCAAAAAGGUUGGUUAAAAAUUGGAUAGUUUUUCACCCACUAAAUAUACUGAUUACUGUAAAUGCAUCUAAGUUUGUGGGGAUUUAAUUUCGAGUUUUAUUUUGAGUUCAUGGUAGCACCAUGCACUCUAGUCUCUUACUGCCACGGAAAAAUGUUCGCGGCGGUUUUAAGUUUGCGGUGAAGCGGCCACCGCGAAAAGCACUAACAUUAAACCACCGCUAAAGUUUCUGCAUUUACAGUAGCAUUUACCGUAAAUUUCACAACUUUUCCGGUGGUUUUGUUUUCACAGUGACCUGUCCACUGCGAAUGCUUGACUUAGUGAAUAUGUCUCUUUUUUUAUGACUACUGUAUCACAAAAUUUUUUCAGCCAUGAAUUGAAAACUUAGUGACCCAUCCCCCCCCCCUUUACCCCUAACAUGAAAUACUACUGUCAAACUCAAGUAAAUGAAUUUACAAGAAAAGAUGAGGGAUAUGUUCCCGAGAGAGUGCCUUGCUGAAAUGGUAUGUACUUGUAUUAAACACGAGUGACUGUUACGAGAGUUGGGUACUUGUGUUCGUACUUGUAAUUGUAUGUCUUACACAAUGUCCUGGUAUAACUAAACCUAUGUGUGGUCAAUGCAUGUAUCAAUGAAAAACCUUUGGAGGAAAGAAAGGGGGUUUCUUUGUUCUAUAAUGUGCUGCAGUCAAUGUAACACCUUGCUAUCCUUGUGUAGCUAUUACACUCAACUGAAUUGCCCCCUCUCCAAUUGGAUUUUAUAUUGAUUGGUGCAUAAUCAUUCCAAUAUUCUGAAUCAAUUUUUUUUUUCUUAAGAAUUUUUAGGCAGUAUUCAUAUACAACAUGUAUGCAAAACUCACCAUAAAAGUGUUAUCAAUAAAUAUUACGUGUAAAUGUACAGUAUAGGAAUCGUAAAUGGGAUUGUUUGCGUAAGUUUAUACAUUUUGCUUUCACCAACCAAACGAAUGCAAAAUUCACCACGUCACAUGCCAUGAAUGUUUGUAAAUAUAUUGUUUAUCCAAGCGAGGUUGCCAAGUUAUCAUGGGGAGGGGACGCGCUGCAUUAGUUGUGAUAGAAGCAAAGAAUGUAAGCUUCACAAAUGUACAUUGUGUAUUUGCCAAGAAUUUUGUAUCUGUGUUUCCCUAUCCCUGCAGCAACUGGUAAGGGAAAAGAAUGGUGUUCAUGAUAAUAAACAAGAUUUCCAUAUCUUAGAAUAUAAGUACCAAGCGAUUAAAGAAAGCAGACCGAUGGUAUAGAAGCAAGAAGAGGUAUAUGCCACACUAGCGCUCUGUUAGCGUAGUCUUUUCUCUUGCAAGUUGUUGCAGCGGUAUUAUGUAAUAAGAAGACAUUCUAUAGUGUAACAAAAUUACAUGGAGCAGCGCUAUAUAUUAAUGUACAAUGUAGAUGUGUAUACAUGUAUGAAAAUGGUUGGGAAAUUAUGCGCCCCUGUACAUGUACGUGUGUACAUUUUGGAAUUGCAAAAGUUGACAAAAUGAUAAAUAAAGGAUACCAAAAAUA
This is a messenger RNA of Branchiostoma floridae (Florida lancelet), 4543 nucleotides long. Its product is annotated as cullin-5-like. NCBI's taxonomy places the organism in Eukaryota, Metazoa, Chordata, Leptocardii, Amphioxiformes, Branchiostomatidae. The coding region runs from base 20 to 2404 and encodes 794 amino acids. Gene Ontology annotation, cellular component: SCF ubiquitin ligase complex; Cul5-RING ubiquitin ligase complex. Gene Ontology annotation, biological process: SCF-dependent proteasomal ubiquitin-dependent protein catabolic process; protein ubiquitination. The transcript has 20 exons. The record is from RefSeq and is a predicted model, not a curated record. Gene Ontology annotation, molecular function: ubiquitin protein ligase binding.